Molecule: messenger RNA, 1680 nt
Organism: Mytilinidion resinicola
Lineage: Eukaryota; Fungi; Ascomycota; Dothideomycetes; Mytilinidiales; Mytilinidiaceae
Exons: 4
Coding region: 1-1680 (559 amino acids)
Biological process (GO): reciprocal meiotic recombination
Source: RefSeq, a predicted model, not a curated record
AUGGGAAUUGGGCAGAUUGAGGGCAGAGGGAUGGACGAGGUCUACAGCGCCAGGAACAGCAUUCACCGCGGCGAGGUUCCAAAGUCCCCAGUCGCAACUGCCAGCCCUGCGCGGGAUCGGCUCCAGCGGCUUAGUCAUGCCGCUGGACCUCCCUCGAGCUUCCAUCCCAACUUCCUCACCCCCCGUCACCGCUGGGGUCCUCCAACGCUUGAUCUGUUUGUGCAGCCCCUCACCAUGGCAAUGCACCAUCCAUCUACCGCAUUAACCCCGUCUUCUCUCAUCAGUCUCCGUCUAGUCAAGUUUUCUAAUGCAGUUGAUCCCAGCAGCGAGGCGGAAAAGUUCUCCUGGAAGCAUACCACCCAGGAUCUUGUCGUCGUCUUUGACUCGUUUCGAAAUGACCCGCUCAACCACGCUGGACACCCUACGAAGAUGAUGAAGGUGAUUCAAGGGACUAAAGUCUUGGAAUCGGUAGACAUUGAAGGGAAGAUCCGAGAAGCAAAUAAUGUCAUUGACACGUUUAGACAGCUCAACGUUGAAAUUCGCCAUGACCAGCUGCCUAUCUCUGGUCUUGUCCGCUGUCCAUUACUCGCGCUUAGAUAUACUCUGGCCGACAGCAAGAUACGAAGACUUCAAUUGAAGUUUGCUUCAGAAAGCGAUUUCAAGAUAGUGUACGACUUUCUUACCGGCAUGGGAUGCCAGAUUACCCAGAGUCUUCCUGGUAGCUCUACUGCACCUCCUACAGCGAUUACAUCCGCCGAAAGCAUAGGACCAUCUGGCCGGCCAUCGUCAUUGGCCCACCUCACUUCAGCGCCAGAAGCGACUUCUUCUAGAGGCAUCGGAAGCUCUGGGAUGCCUUUCUCUUCUCUUCAGCCUUCGAAUUCCCAGGUUCAACAAGACGCCGCUGCAGGCUGCCAGCGACCACCGACAGCACGACUAGAUUCUAUAUCUGAGAGUGCUUACUUGGCAUCCCCUUCUCAAUUGCUUCAGCGAAAUUGGACUCCGUCGUUUGCGAGCGUCCCACCUUCUGACAAUCUGGACGUACUGAAGGAUCUCAGACAGCGGUACGUCAGUAUACAGGCGUCGCCGGCUUAUUCGUCACCGGGCCCACGUGAUACCAAUCAGAUUGCAUCAGCUGUACGAACUCAUUUCCCUCAUCUGAAUACGAUUGCUGAGCAUGAAGCGCCAACCUCGACCUCAAGACCAUUCACAGCUCCCGAAUCGCAGAUGGAUUCGCUCUUGCAAAUGAUUCCUCCCCGACGUGAACUACCGUUUCGGAGAGACGGAAGUCAGGCAGGUUCGAGUCGGCCAUCAUCUUCGAUUGAUCUGCCUCCUCUACCCCGACCAAGCUUCUCGGAGCGCAAUAGAAAUGCAACAGAGCCGUCUCAAGUACCUAAACAAGCAUCUGAUCGACCGUCUGCCUCUGCUUCCGCAAGCGGCAAUACCCGUCAAGCGCCUCCCUCUGCGGCUUCCUCCAUUGACCGAGUUGUUGCACAGAUUUCGGCUGAAGUGACCUCGAGUUCAGGUAGCACUCAUAACCUAGCGUCUUAUGCAACACAAGCUGUCGACGACCGAGAAACGGUGAUCAGCGACUGGAUGAUGCAACAUAUCGAGGAUGACGGCUUCAUGACCUUGUGUGAGGAUGUGUUGGGAUGCUGGCGGCGAAUUGGGCUCGGACUCUAG